AAUCAACAUGUCAUCAGAUUAUUUGAUUGAUUUAGAAUCUUCUAAUGAAUAUAGUUAAAAUAUUGAAGAAAAUAAUAAAAAAAACUAAUAGAAUCUAAGUUUGUUUAGGAGUGAUUCAUUCUUUAUUGAUUUUGAAUAACAAUCAACAAUUAUUGUUAAUCCGGUUUAAGAGUAUAAUAAAGAAAUAAAUAAUAAGAAGGUUGGUAGAAAAAAGCUUGAUAAAAAAAUAAAGAAAUAAUCUAAGGAUAGAAAUUUAAAUGAUUAUAAGAAGAAUAUUUGCCGAAAUAUUUUGAGACAUGCAAUAAAAUCAAUGAUUAAUGACUAAGAUUGUAUAGCAUACAUAUCGGAAUUGGUAGAUGACAGCAAAUAAUUAAGUAUAUAUUAUAACAGAUAAUUGGAAUUAAUUACUGGUUAUAGAGUUCUGAGAGAUCAAUUAAUUUAAUUGAAGGAUGAUGAUCUAUUAGUAAGGAAUAGGAAAUAAGCUUUUAAAUAAUAUUUACUAUGGUAUUUAAAAACUAAGGCAACAGCAAUGAUUUUAAGAGGAGAAAGUUAGAAUCCUGAAGAAUAUUUACGAUAUAAGAAUGAAGUUUUAAUGUAUUAUAUACAUCAACCACACGAAUGGAUGUCUAAUAAUCCGUAGUGGUUAAAUGGAUCCACAACAACAAUGAAUAGAUAGUUUCAAGUUAAUUCAGAUGAGGAAUAUAUUUGAGAUGACUUGGGAUUAUAAUAAGAUAAAUACUGCGUGGAUAUAGACCACAGAGAAUGGAGAC
Paramecium sonneborni is the source of this 770-nucleotide messenger RNA. The record is from the annotation of a GenBank genome assembly. NCBI's taxonomy places the organism in Eukaryota, Ciliophora, Oligohymenophorea, Peniculida, Parameciidae.